This is a messenger RNA of Gamsiella multidivaricata, 1361 nucleotides long. RefSeq lists its product as uncharacterized. The record is from RefSeq and is a predicted model, not a curated record. The transcript has a single exon. Lineage: Eukaryota; Fungi; Mortierellomycota; Mortierellomycetes; Mortierellales; Mortierellaceae. The coding region runs from base 27 to 1220 and encodes 397 amino acids.
CUCCCCCAGGACGCAUACACAUACACAUGAACAUAACACCUCAGAACACCCCGAAAUCCUGUAGCGCCAACGGCAACCCCGGCUGUGUCCGGGGCUUUGUCCGGGACCGGUGCCGUAAGUGCAACCUGGGAUCCAUCGCCUGCCACAUGUGCCAACCUACGCUUAUCCUUACACCCAAACCAAACGAGGGCCGUAAACUGCACCGUCUAUCGUACACAAUCUCAUCCUCGACUUCAACGCUGUUCCAUCCCCGAAGAAGUCUUUCCUUCGAGCCAUCCACGACCUUGACUUCUACAGCAUUCCCCUCAUCAUCAUCAUCAUCGUCGUCCCGAGCAACGCCUUCCUCACGUCCAUUGCCGACAUCCUUUUCUUCGCAUCCCCCUCCUCCCCUGCAAUCUCCAGUCUUGUCCCCUUCCCCCGUCUCAGUUUCCUUCCCGUCCGCACUUCUAUCUCCCACCUUACCAUCUCCUGCAUCGCCUGUAUUACCGCCACCUCUGCCCGCAUCAACUAGCGCACCUUGCGUUUUUUGCAAGGAUGGUCGUAAGGUCUGCGAGGAUUGCUUCGGACUCGGUUACGUCCAGCGGGUCUGUCAGGACUGUAUCCGAGAGAACUAUCGUCGGCAUAACAGCAGCAGCCAUAACCUCGCGGGUGGGAAGAUCCUGGCAGGUAUCCGUCGCAAGACUUCGUUGUCGACCUCGACGACGGCGACGAGGACCCAGACAGGGGGUUGGUCGAGGUUCAAGGAACAGUUGGUCUUGACGACUCAGCGGUCGUUGCUGCCACAGGCUGGAAGACCCGCUUCGCCUCACGACAAUGCGCUGCCGGAAUUCAUGGGCACAGAUCUUGCGGUCCAGAAUAGCGGCAUGGGGUUGGAUGCCAACAAUAGCGGCGGCAAUGGUAAUGGUAUCGCAGAGACGGUGAUGGCUCACGAGAGGAUUGAGUAUUCUUCUGCGCCAGAGGUGUCGUCGUCACCCGUCUCGGGGAACCUUAGCGGCGGCGACAAUAGCAAGACCAAGAAUGGCAGUGCUCCUCGGUUGUCACUCAAGGCAGCGAUCAAGAAACAUCUCAAGGUGCCACCCUUGUUCACCCAUCUUCACAACCAUAAUCAUAGUAGCAAUAAUAGUAAUAGCGAUACCGGAGGCAAGCGACAUCGCCGGCAGUGGUCGCUUUCGGCAUUGCUUAUCCCGAGUCUACUUCGGACAGCAUCCUCGGCCGCAUGAAGCAGCUUCCUUUUUUUUUUUACCAUAGGCCCUCUUGUUCUUUGGCCAUAGUCAUAAUCGUAGUCAUACUCCUGAAAAUAAUAAUAUCCUGGUUUAGGUUGUCCGUGUGGACAACCUUAGCUUGAAAAAGCGUGCUAAAAA